GACUGCGGUAUACAGGCCUAUAGACUGUUAUAGUCCUUGACCCUGUAAGCUGGCUUCUUCGUAUGACCAGCCCCCCCCCCCCGGAAUCUGCACAUGUGCUCUCGAAUCUCUCUCUGCUUCCCCCUCCGACACUCAUACCGUACACUGCCAAUACGAAAUGGGGCCUCUCUCAACAGCCCCUGCGCAAGCCCAGCGCUCGACUGGGCACAUCUGCCCGGACUGCAAGACUGCAGACCCCGUGGAAGCACAAGACGCGACGAUCGCGACUCUUCUGAUCAGCAAUCGUUACAAAGUCCUGGAGCAGAUCCUUGAGCGGUUCCAAGACCCUGCCUUCGUCAUAAAUUCGCGUUUACAUUCGAGACCGCACCCUUCGUUGCUGCGCUACGGGACAUGGACGUGCUGUACAUGCCCCUACUACGCUUCGCGGCGCGCACCUCUCGCCUCUCUUGCUCAAGAGCGCUCCACACGCGGCGUCGGACGACACCGAAGGCAGAUGCGAGCUCAAAGCCUAACGGGACGUCGCCAACCUUUGAACCUGCAAGAAGUCCGCGCCGAUGGUCGACGUUGGCUUGGUGAUGAGCACAAGCUGACGUGAGAUUUGUCCGCGAGGUCGCCUCCUACACGAGCGACGCUCUGCUCGCAGCGGACGAGAGCAAACUGUCGACGCCGACGCCGAUUUUUGGAUGAACGGCACGACGGGAUAGAGGUGCGGAAGCGGUGCGAUGGCUCGGCCGUGCCGUCACGCGGCGUUCGAGUACGCGAAGGCGGCGGGCCAGACAGGGGUCCCUAGAGAUAGAGCUCGUUGCGCCUUGCGGCAGGCUCAUUCACCAAGCUGACAACAUCCCACACCUCGUAGAUGCCGAAACGCAACAAUAACUACUGCGCCUAGUAUCUCGCCAUGCCGUCAAACUCGCAGUCGCUCUGCGAAGUGGCCGCAUACCAGAGUACAUAUGAGCCGUACGUCGUCAUUGGCGCGGGCGCGGGUCGCGGCGCGACGAACGCUUCACCGGCUGUGACGGAAACGAGGCUGCCUGUUUUUUUGUUUUGUUUGGAGAUCAACCGAAAAGGCGACGGACGUACAAGCAACAAGUAUGAAGAACAGGCCGGGCGGGAACAGCGGGAGUGAGACGCGCCCGUGGUACAAAUGAACAAAUGUCGCGAUCUAAGUUGAUACCGCGCCGGCGAGGCUUUUGGACUUCUUCGACGGCCGGAUUCUGGACGGAGAGAGCGGCGGCAGCGACGACCUUGCGCCGACAACCACUCCCGGUUUCUUCUGCGCAGCCUUCGCCGUCGAAGAAGCCGCACGGGAGCCUCCACACCACGUUCGUCUCCUCCUCGGUCGCUUCGCCCUCGAGCGCUCCCAGCUCGAAAGUGCGAUCUUCACCGCCACGCCGGCUCUGAUGUCCAGUCUCGCGCAGCUGUACUUGCGCGGCCACCGUGAACAUGCGCUGCUGGCGCCCAGUGCUUACGGGGAAAAACAGGCCAGUAAUUUUGCCCCCGCACAAUUUUUUACCUCGGCUUUGUCCUGAUGCGCGUGCGAACACGCACAGACGAUCCCAUCUCCAUCUCUGCGACGUUCGAGUGCCGUUUAUAGGCUUGCUGUGGUGAUUGCGACUGCAGUGGCGAGAUGUGUUCAUGCUGCUCUGCCGUGCUCCGUCUCUGUCGGUGAUGCAUGCUAAAUCCGUGCAGUUGGCUUAUGGCGUUGUUUUUUUGGAUGGAAAUCUGUCUACCGGUUGGAAGGUAGGCAUUGGCGCUAGUGAGAUUGCCGAUAGGUAUUACAGUAUUACAAGCUUGACUGAACUUGGCCUCAAGGUUAAGUUCAGUCAAGCGCGCGCCUAGUGCCUGCUCGCUCUAAUCUUGGUUUCAGACUCUCAGCCCGCUAUUAGAGAAAUGCAGUGUGGGCUUUCGGAGCUCGCAGUUUUCCUCGUGGCGAGCUCUGCAGUAGGACUUUCAAAGCCCGCUAAUUCACCAUUUACAAAUGGCUUGUUACCGCUGCACCUUCCUGAAACCUCGGAGACUAGCUCGCCCCGAUUGAGGCUAUCCUGCGUACUCAACUUCAGACGACGACGUAGCUGUUAGCAGACACAGAAUGAGCUCAAACACCCGCGACACAGGCAUGGAGUCCUCGAACGAGAGCCUUCACACACUCCUUGAUGGCGUGGUCAUUGCCCUCGACAUCGUCAAGGAUGCGGCUGCCGCAUUUCCACCGCUUCAGUCCGCCAUCGAGGGAGUAGCAGGUAUUAUAUUGGAUGUCGUGAAAAAAAUGGGGGCGAAUAUUGACCAGAUCAAGCUCCUCGGGCAACAUGCCAGUCAACUUUCUAUCACUCUUCAAAACCCCAUCUUCAAAAACGAGAAGGCCUGUCCGGAGGAUUUGCGCCGGCGUAUCGAUAUUCUCGAGAGGCAAGACCAUAGUCUCGAUAUCUACUCGCAGCUGAAGGAGACGACGAAGGAGAUUCGCGAGCCCUCCUCCAGCUUCGAACCCUCGCCAUUGUCCAGGUCAGAUACGCACGCUGGAACCAUAGACGAACAUAUUACGAAUAUUUCUCGGGCCAUCGAGGUGUUCCUGACUGGGGGGACGAUGAACGUCGAGGUCGGUGUUAACGAAAUAUUGAGCCGCCUCGAUAAGUUGCGGCUUGACGAGAAACAAGCCUUUGUCGGCCCUGCCCCGCACUACGCUAUUGCCGCUCGUUUCGACUACCCUAGCCAACGCGUCACUUGCGAAGGACGAACACGAUCGGAGACUCUGAACGCCAUCUACCAGUGGUUCCUCCUGAGCCAGGGUGAAGGACGCACACCCGAGGCCGCCCCGCAGCCACCGAGAGUAGAAGCGCGUCUGUUCUUGCUUACCGGGCAGGUCGGAUCGGGCAAGUCGACCAUCGCACAGACGGUGGCGGCAUGGUGCUCGGAGCACGGGUGCCUUGGCGCGAGCUUCUUCUGCUCUAGGGGCAACCGAGAAUGCAGUGAUAUUCAAAUGAUAUUCCCUACAAUCGCCUACCAGCUUGGUCAGUGGGACCGCAGAUUCCAGGAGAAGACUGCAGAGGUCUUGAGGCAGGACCCCGACAUCCAGACAUCUCUCGUUUCCAACCAGCUGAGGCGUUUGAUUGUUGACCCCCUGCGAGAGCUACCAACAUUCCCGGAUUGUGCAAUCGUUAUCGACGCACUAGACGAGUGUAAGGACUCUGAGGCGACAUCUCUUAUUGUCCGGGCGCUGUCAGAGCAUGCUUCUGACUUGGCACCGUUGAAGAUUUUCCUGACCAGCCGUCCCGUCCCGAACAUUACCCACGGCUUCCAUUCGACCGGCUUACUCGACGCGGCGCAGCACAUCAUUCUCCAUGAGGUGCCGUCAGACACCACCGAGCGUGACAUCGAUAUCUUCCUGCAGAAGAGGCUGGCCGACGUCCGGGAGAGGUACGGUUUGGACAGGUCGUGGCAUUCAGCAGAACGGGCUGCGCGACUGCUCGAGCUCUCGAACAGACUGUUCAUAUACCCCGCUACUGCCAUGCGCUUCAUCGAGGACGCCAAUGCCAGCGAUCCAGAUGGGCGUCUUCGAUUACUGCUCGAGGGUCAAGGGGCUUCGCCUGCAGGUGUGGCAAUGCCCUUCUACCAGCUGGACGAGCUGUACCUCCAAGUUCUGAAGAGCGCAUAUCCGAAUAUGACCCAAGAGCUCAAGUCGCGGUUGAAGAUCAUCCUGGGCACACUCGUCCUCAUCCGUGAUCGCCUGUCGCCGGAUGCCAUUGACAAGCUCAUGCUCUUCGAACAUCGAACGACUCGGACUGCACUGACUCGCCUCCAGUCAGUCGUCAUGGUUCCCGAUGAUGAUGAUGCCGUCAUCAGCCUCAUUCACCCUUCAUUCCACGACUUCCUCACUGACGACAAUCGAUGCCACGACCCCGAUCUGUCGGUCCAUCCGGCAACCCAGCAUGGACUCAUUGCUCAGCGGUGCCUCGAGACUAUGAUCGGCGGGUUGCGGACGGACAUCUGCGGGAUCGGACGGAGCGUACCGAACUCGGAGGUGCCUAUGCUUUCGGAGCUUGUGGCGGAGCACAUUCCUCCGUCCCUGCAGUACGCCUCUCUUCACUGGACACACCAUGCUCUCUGCGGCGAAAUCAACAACGAGCUGCUUGACGUGCUCACCAAGUUUGGCGAGAGCCACUUGCUGAACUGGCUGGAGGUUCUGAGCCUCCUUGGCGAGCUGAGCGGUGCGAUCUCAGCACUGCAGAUGCUCCACGACAGAUUGCUCGGCUUACCCCUCACACACUCCAACAUCAUCGCGCUGCUAUAUGAUUGCCUACGAGCCGCACAGCAAUCGUUUCCGGGCCUCAGUAUUUCAUGUCUCCAAGCACAUUCUGACCUCGUCCCUUUCUGUCCUACAUCCAGCAGACUCAGAGAUCAUUACGCCGGGCAGGGAAUUGGGCUGCCAAGGGUACUCAGCGGACUCCAGCAGCACUGGGACCCAUGCACUCUCACUAUCGAAGGCCAUGCAAAUUCCGUAACUGCCGCGUGUUUCUCGCCUAAUGGCCGGCGCAUUGUUUCGGCAUCUGCAGACAACACAGUCAAGCUGUGGGAUGCUAUCACAGGCUUACAUCUACACACCCUGCAAGGAGAUGAAGAUGUGGUCCGACUCGGAUGCGCGGCGUUCUCAUCCAACGGCAGAUACAUUGCUUCAAGCUCCGACGUUAAGACUAUCAUUAUCUGGGAUGCCACUACCGGCCAACACCUCCGCACUGUCAAAGGUCACACAGAUUGGAUCACAGCUGUAGACUUCUCUCUAGAUGGCGACGUUGCGAUUCUCGCCUCCGGCUCCCAUGACUACUCGGUACGGAUCUGGGACAUCAACAGCGACGUCGUCUCGUCCAGAACCUUAUCUCCCGCACACAAAUCUUUCGUCAAGUGCGUCAGGUUUUCCCAAGGUGGAACACUGCUGGUUUCGUGUAGCGAGGAUGGUGCAUGCAAGGUCUGGAAAUCAGGCGCCUGGACGUGCAUCGCACAAUUCGACCACCCUGAACGCACCGCCAUCUUUUCCGUCGCCAUCUCGCCCGACGAAACCAUUUUUGCUUCGGGACAAGGGCGCACAGCUAAUGACAUUAUUUUACAUUCCACUGUCGACGGCCACUGUUUACGCACACUGCAAGGCCACACAUCCAGCGUGUGGUCUCUCGACUUCUCCCCCGAUGGCGCUACACUAGCCUCCGGCUCAUCAGAUCAUACCAUCAUCCUGUGGGAUGUGGCAGGCGGUUCCACCCUCCACACGUUGAAAGGACACUCUCGUGAGGUACUCAGCGUCAGAUACUCCCCCGAUGGCCAGCGGAUAACCAGCUGUGGUGGUGACCAAAGCGUCCGUAUCUGGGACCUGUCUCUGUUGUCGGCCGAGAGGGAACGUGAAUCCACGAGGAAGGAGCUGAAGGAGAGAUUGACCCAGGACCGCGAGUCGGACAUGCACAGGAGUGCUGGCGCCGAGCCUCAACGUCCCUCAAAUGUACGCUCCGUAACGUUCUCGUCUGACGGACAGAUCCUCGCCACCGGGUCGGGAGACACUACGAUUCGUCUAUGGGAUACUGCGAGCGGCACUCAGUUGCGAGUACUCGAAGGUCAUCAAGGCGUUGUCUCGUACCUAUCAUUCUCCCCCGACGGAAAGAAACUACUCUCAUCAGAGUACAAGUCCGACGCGUCUGAGUCGGCUCUCCGUUUAUGGGACGUGGAGAGCGGUUGUUGCGAACAGAUUUUUACUGGGCACGAAGACGACAUAAAUCAGGCAAAGUUCUUUCCGGACGGGAAGCAAGUGAUCUCUUGUUCGGACAAUGGCAGCAUCCGUGUUUGGGAAGUCGGCCAAUCGAGGACACGCAGUGCGGAAUCACGCGUCGUCUAUCAUAGUCAAAGCCUCAGCAUAGUCUCUAUUGCUGUCUCUCCCGACGCCAGCCUAGUAGCAUUUGGCUGCUGGAGCGAGGAACCGGACGACCAUAUUCUUGGGCUAGUCAGCCUGACGACGUCACAAGCAGUCCACUUGGUGCGGUACGAGCGUGCAUAUGGCCCGCCCACGGCGCUCGCGUUUUCCACGGACAGCAGCCGUCUCCUCGUCGCCUCUGGUGCAGAGUCAAGCAGAGUCACGCUUUGGGGUGUCCAAGCAGGCGGUCCCGCCGGCUCGACCCUCGCCGAUAUCGCGCCCGAAGCGACCUUCCUCGACUGUUAUGACGGAGGCGACUGUGCAGAGAGUAUCGCGUUUUCGUCUUCCGAGAGGUCCUUCAUCACUGACGCCACCAUGGAUGACAUCUCGCCCCAGCACUGGCCUCGCUCGGCCUCACAGGACGACCACGCAGAGUAUGCGUUCUGCCUAGCCGACAACUGGCUCUGGUACAUAUCUGCUACCGAGAGGCGUAGACUAUGCUGGGUACCGUCCACCUUCCGACUCAUGCGCCACUACAAUAUGGUUUCUCGAGGGUCCAUAGCGGUACACCGUAAUUUGGUGGCCUUCGGUACUGAAGGCGGUCGGGUCAUCAUCCUAGAUAUGACUCCUUGCCUAUAUGAGUACUCGUCUUCCUAACAGAGCAUUCUAGGACAUAUUUAGCUGUUCGUAUAACCAUUUAGCUACGGACUGGACUCUUCAUAUCCUGUAUUUAGUAGCGCACAUAGGAAUCUAGUCUGGUGGUAUCAAGGUGUAUGUAGUUGAUACUUGAAUACAUGAGCAAACCCAAGAAAGGGGCAGCACAAGCAGGACCGGGGAACACAGGAACACAGAAGCACCUGAUAAGUGCUCUCAAUCAAACAAUAAGUCCGACAACUCAUCCUCGCUUGCCAACAAGGUGUCUGUCGACGUGCUCUGCGAUGAACGGCAGCUGGAAGCUGCUAGGGAGAGUAGGCGGGCGUGAAGGAGGGCGCUGCUCGAAGAUGAGAGCGAAGCGCUGACGUUCUUGGCGUACGUCGCUGGGAAGAAAUCCGCUUGCCGCUUCGCUCGUCUAUCUUCGUCCAGACUUCAUAGGCGAGGACCCUCUGCGAGACAAGCCUCCGACGUUCUCCGAAAGAACAAUAAGCGGGUGUGGUCAAGCGCAGUUCGAAUGCUCUAUGGAUGCCAAUAUCGCACUAGAG
This is a messenger RNA of Phanerochaete carnosa HHB-10118-sp, 7080 nucleotides long. RefSeq lists its product as uncharacterized. The transcript has 9 exons. The record is from RefSeq and is a predicted model, not a curated record. NCBI's taxonomy places the organism in Eukaryota, Fungi, Basidiomycota, Agaricomycetes, Polyporales, Phanerochaetaceae. Bases 2090 to 6538 code for a protein of 1482 amino acids. Gene Ontology annotation, molecular function: protein binding.